This is a messenger RNA of Ctenopharyngodon idella (grass carp), 2659 nucleotides long. It is a transcript of the gene slc39a13, whose product is annotated as solute carrier family 39 member 13. Gene Ontology annotation, molecular function: zinc ion transmembrane transporter activity. Gene Ontology annotation, biological process: zinc ion transmembrane transport; intracellular zinc ion homeostasis. Lineage: Eukaryota; Metazoa; Chordata; Actinopteri; Cypriniformes; Xenocyprididae. Gene Ontology annotation, cellular component: membrane. Bases 168 to 1409 code for a protein of 413 amino acids. The record is from RefSeq and is a predicted model, not a curated record. The transcript is spliced from 10 exons.
CCGGAGGCCUGCGGAGUCCAGUGCGCGCUUAGUUCGCCCCUCUCAGCUCAGUCUGGAAAUGCACUUCCGGUCGGUGUGACGUGGCUGACAGUGGAAAAUAUUUCAGCAGAGAAAUCGGGAGUCUGUCUGCUGCAGUGCUCCAGCUGGUUCUAGACAGCAGUGCCUGGAUGGCAGGGUCAAACUGGAGUGAAAACUGUAGGAAUAUCAGCAGGGCUCCUCUCUACCUUACAGCACCCCACAUGUUUCUUCCAAGUGUUUUGCGGAGGUCUGGGCUGAUGAGCGCAGGACCUGAGAAGCCCGUUUGGGCAUUUGCUGUGCUGCUCCUUGUCGCCGCCCUACUGGCGUCAUCCUUUGGUGGGAAGAUGAUGGCUCAGACUGCUGUGGCCCAGGCAAAGACUGCACCUGCAGGACCAGGACCGUGGUGCAUUAAGGACCUUCUAGACCUCCAGUACCUGGAUGAGCUGCUCUCCGUAGAUAACCUAGACGUUUGGUUCUGCUCCCUCUUGGGAUCGAUUGCCAUCGGACUCAGUGGUAUCUUUCCGCUUUUAGUGAUACCCAUUGAAGCUGGAACAACUUUGAAAACUGAGGCUGGGUGUCAGAAGCUGAAGAAGCUGCUGAGUUUUGCCAUUGGUGGUCUCCUAGGAGACGUGUUUCUCCACCUCCUUCCUGAAGCCUGGGCUUACACUUCCAGUCCUGAUGGGUCCCACAGACACUAUCGUAUGCAGGGUUUGUGGGUGAUAGGUGGUCUGCUGUCCUUUUUGAUCUUGGAGAAGAUGUUCCCUGAUGAAGAUGGUGCCCCAGAGAGCAGAGCUGUCUGCCAAAAAGCCAAAUCCUCUUCAUCAGAUAUGAGCAACGAGGUCUCUGUGUCCCCAAAAACAAAUGGCAUCUGCUCGAACAACAACUCCGACUCCAAGCCAAAGACUGACAUCAGCCCUUACACAGAGCCAGAGAAAAUAAAGACAAGUGGUUAUCUAAACCUUCUUGCUAACUGCAUCGAUAACUUCACUCAUGGGCUGGCAGUGGCAGGAAGCUUCUUAGUAAGCCGGAAGGUUGGUUUCUUAACAACGUUCGCUAUUUUGCUUCAUGAGAUCCCUCAUGAGGUGGGCGAUUUUGCCAUUUUGCUGCGAGCAGGCUUUGACCGUUGGAAAGCCACUCGUAUGCAGCUCUCUACAGCAUUAGGGGGAGUCCUGGGGGCGUCUUUUGCUCUUUGCUCCCAAUCACAGCAUGGUGCAGAGAAUGCCACUGCCUGGAUCCUGCCCUUCACCUCAGGUGGCUUUAUCUACAUUGCCUUGGUCAAUGUGGUACCUGAUCUGCUACAGGAGACCAACCCUAGGAACUCCUUACUGCAGGUUCUGCUGUUGUUUUGUGGGAUAGCAGUCAUGGCUCUUCUCUCAGUCGUGAUGGACUAGCCACAGGCGAGCACUGCUUUUAUCAAGGGAUGUUUAGACUGCCACGGAGCAUUGGCUUAUGGACAAUUCACUCCACUGUUUCAGCUUUAAAUAAUUUAGACAUUUUUGUCACCCCAAAGACAACGUGAGGAAAGACCAAUGAAAGAAACAGCCUUGACAAUCAAGUGUUUGAAUCUUUGUCUGUGCGUGUGAUUUUUAGCCUUAUCCUUCAAACACCUCAAACCUUCUGUGUCCAGAUUCAAUUUAGACUGAACUCAUGAUGCCUUAUAGGCUCCAGCUAAAACUGAAAGGAAACACAGGUUUAUUCAAAUGGUGCUCUGAAAUAACAGUAGUUUUGGCUGAAAUAUGCCUUAAAAUUUGCUCCUAUUUUUUUCAUUCUUGUUCAUAUUCAUGUUCUUGUCUCGUCUCAUUGACUUAUGCUCAGUAUGUUAUUUCCCGUUGUCAGUAUAGGUUACAUCACUGUGAUUUGCUUUAAUUGUAAGUCAUAGCAUACUGCACAUGCAGUUUCACAACAGGUCAACACAUUCUUUAUUAAGAGACAGUAUACAGGCACAUACACUUACAUGAUCAGAUUUUUGAUGGUCAUCAUCAUUGCUUUUCUAUAAAGCUGCUUCAAUUUUAUAAACGAUUCUGUGGAAGUCUAUACAAGCUCAUUUCACGCUUCAUUUGCUUAAGUUAAGACAUACCACGCUUUGCAUGAAUGCAUAUUCCUCUUGCACAUACAUCACCGAACACACUCCCCCUGUCAAACACAUUUGAAAAUGCUCAACAGGCCUUAUUUUCUUUUAUUUUCUUACAGUAUUUAGCCUUGUUACUGAUUGUGUCCUGAUAGCCACUACACUACUGCAUUUUACUGAUUUUUCUGUACAGUUCAUUGUGGUCCUGGCGUUGCAAUUCAGAGUCUAGAGUGAUUUAGUCUAGAGAAUUGACGGAUCCAUAAGCAGACAGUUCUUUUACUCGACUGAUUUGGUGCCAUUUCAUACAUUUCGAUCAAAUUUUAAAGAAAAUAAAAUGGUUGAUAAAUGGAUUGCCUGUUUUGCCAGUUUUGUACAUGGAAUGUUGCUGAAAGAAUGUUCUGAACGCAUCACUUGGCAGGUCAGAACGGUCUUUGCCAAAAUGUAAAUAUUUGAAAAGAGAUUAUAUAUAUUUAUUCUAUUAACAGUCAUGUUGAAAGAAAAAUGUAUAAAUUUUAAUACUUGAGUCCUCCCAUUGUAUAGUUGAAAUAAAGAAAUGUUACUGUUUGAUUUAAA